This is a messenger RNA of Chlamydomonas reinhardtii, 759 nucleotides long. RefSeq lists its product as uncharacterized. The transcript has a single exon. The annotation marks the transcript as partial. Lineage: Eukaryota; Viridiplantae; Chlorophyta; Chlorophyceae; Chlamydomonadales; Chlamydomonadaceae. The record is from RefSeq and is a predicted model, not a curated record.
GUCCAGCGCUUCAUCCACCUGUGCCGCGCCAGUGGCGCCGCCGCCGCCUACCGCUGGAAUGAGCAGAGUGUGCUGGGCAUGGUCAACCACAUGUUCGUGGCUCCCCACCAGCUGGCCAACCUCUCCUUCCCCUACGUGCACAAGCUGGGCCGCAGGUACAAGGAGGCGCUGCAGAUGGGGGGGCUGGAGCCGGAGCCGGAGCCGGAGGCGGUGGGGAGCGUGGGUGGGGAGCGGGGGUGAGGGUGGAGAGGGGGGGGCAGGAGGAGGGGGGGGGCGAGGAGGGAGCGGAGCGGCAGGAAGAAAGGUAGGAGGAGCCGGCGAGGUCGAGCUGCCAGGCAUUGCGGGUCAGGGGAGGACAUGAUCGGGGUGGAUUGAAUGCAUGAGCAAGCGCCCAUGCGCGGAUGUCUAAAGUAUUCUUGCGGCUGGAGAGACGUACAGGGGAAGGAUGAACUGCUUGUUAUGUGAAAGUGAAGAUGUGACGCUACAGGGUGAAGGGGCUCCUCAAAAACAAAGGGUGGCGGAAGGGGCAAAAGAGGCGGUGCCGCCGGGUGCCGCCGGGCGCACGGUCCAACUUUUUUUGCGUGUGCCAUGCAUCAGAUGCAUGCUGCUGAGUAUGAUCAGUCAAUGCAUGGGCUACAGCAGGAAUCCAUAUGGGUGACUGAAUUUGCGCUAAGGUGUUCAACAAGCUUUGCUAGUGCGCUCGCUCUUGAAUGCUUGGAGUAACCGACGUGCAUGCCGUGCAUGUAACAUAAAUUGAUG